AAGCAUGUGUGAUUUUAAUUCAGUGCACGGCUCACUCUGCCGGCAGCGCAUUGUCCACAGUUCCUCUGGAAGCAUUCCGAUCCUGACACACUGCAAUGGAUAAACAAGAGUUGGCGGAGCAAAUAAAGAAGAAAAUAGAGGAAUAUACAACUGAUCAUGAAAAUUGGAAAGUUGUUAAGAAAGGGAAAGACGUGACUGUGUAUUGUCGGUCCUCCACUGAAUUCCAAGGCAAUAUUUACAAAGCUGAAGGCACAGUUGAUGCUAAGCCAGAAAAGGUGUUUGAAUAUGUUGAACCUAAGCCAGAUGGACUAAGGCCAAAAUGGGACAAGGCAAUCAAGGCAGUUGACACCAUAGAAAAGAUAGAAGAGGGUCUCAGUGUGAUGCGUACCUGCACCCACAGUGCGGCAAUGGGUCUGAUCUCCCCCAGAGAUUUCCUGGACUUGUGUCUAACAGUCAAGAACGAAAAUUCCAUUUGCACAGUUGCUGGAAGCAUUGAGCACCCAGAUUGUCCAGUUGAACCCAAGUAUGUGCGUGGUACCAACCAUCCAUGUGGAAUCUGCUGCUUCAGGAUAGAUGGGGAGCCAGACAAGACCCUUGUAGUCCAUAUCUGCCAGGCAGACCUGGGUGGCAUGCUUCCCACACAGCUGGUGGAGACUGCACUGCCAGGCAACAUGAUUGAGUUCUUCUCUAAUCUCAGACAGGCCAUUGCCAAUGCCUCUUAAUCAAAUGGAGCGGAGUCUGUUUUUUUCUUUUCUUUUCUUUCUUUUAUAAUCCAUGUGAUGAUUUUGUUCUAUUUCUUUUUACGAAAUACUGACUGGAUCGGUAGGCUUAAAAAAUGAAGCCUAAAUAUGUGUUUAUCUUUCAUCAUCCAGGGAGUUUGUUUUAUAAAUGUGAAAUUGAUUUUACAUUGGUAGUAGUUAAUUGGGCAAAGAAUAGUUUGAAAUUGAGUGGUAGGUGCAUGCUAGGCCAACACUUAUGUAAGUUGUUAUAAUGAGUCAUCCAAGCAGAUAAAGUUGGGUCAAUAGACAGUAGGAGACUUGAUUUGCUGCUUUCUACCACAGAUUGUGUAUGUAUCUUUGUUACUGCACAUGGUGUCUCAUUCAGAUCUAUGACGCAUGUUAAAUCACAGACAGUUCAAUGUUUGUAGCCUUUGAAUUAUUUAUACAAUCUUGUAGUAUUUUUUUCUUGUUGCAGCUGUAUAUUCCCCCCUGAUAUUUUCAUUUCAUGUGUUUUUAUCUCAUGACUAACAAAAGAAAAAGUAGAGAUGGAAUUGAAAAUAAAAUUAAAUAGAGCGAUCUCUGCAGAGGAAAACACUGAGGUUCCUGUGUAAGAUUCUAGACAGCUACAUCCUGUGGAAGAAAUGUUGUAAAGGAUAUAGAGUUAGUGGGAAGUCCAGAUAUAUCUGUACACAGCCAGUGUAUGGUGUUGUGUUGUGAAUACGUCCCUCUAGCAUAGAGGAUAGUAUGACAGUUGGUAGAUAUUUGUUGAAGGAUUUCGGGACUUAAAGUUCUGUAAGUUCAAAGUGAAGUUUCAAAAAUUAAUGAAAAAAAAAGACAGUGGAUUUAUACUUUUAAAUGUGCAUGGCACUUAUAGAUGCAUUAAAAUGCAACUGUUGUAUAUUUACCUUUCUAAAGGUCCCUAUAUAUUUAAUAAUUGUAUUGAAGGGUUUGUUAAAGUUUUAACAGCAUAUACGUGCUUAGUUAUGUACUUAUUGUGCAUUGGUUAUAGAAAUUGCUCAUUGUUCAGAUUCUUUGGUUGUUCACAAGUAGUUAGAUCUUUUACAAAAAAAACUUAGUUCUUGCAUCAUUGGUAACUCAUCUAACUGUUCAAAUUGAUACAGUUUUUAAGUUGGUUUCCUUUUUUUAAUUCUCUGCAUUCUGUCUGUUACUAAACUAAGGUCAUAAUUUCAAUGGUAUCAUGUAAUUCCAACAAAAGGUGGAGCUUUCUUCUAAAAGUUUUUCACUGGAGAAAUAAACUAAGAAAUAAACUAUUCAAAGAUCCAUUAUUACAGUCCAAAAUUUUGCCCUUGGUACAUAUAGUCCAUACUUUGACUUUUAACCUUUGGACACACACACACACACACACACACACACACACACUCUUUAAAAAGGGUACUUAUCUGUUAAAUUUUUUAAUUGAUUGAUUUUUUAAACACAGGUUAAGAAAUUCUUUUAAUUUUUAACUAAUUGCUUACUGACAGAUAUCUGUAGUAUACAGCUUUUGGAUGUUUCAUUUUUCUUUAUUUUUCUUUCUUUCUUACUUUCUGUUUUGUAGUGGUAAAACCAGUAGCGCCCUGAUAACGUCCUAGAUGUUAUAUUGGGAAUUAUAGUUUUAUUUUCCAGUAAUUAAAGGUAUUGGCAAUAUAAAAAACCUGCCCAAAUGUAGAUCUAAUAAUUUUUCAAGUUGAUUAUGGACAUAUUACAAAUUUUCAUUGAACUGUGUAAUUUUUGGUGAAAAUCUGAAUGAUUUUAAUGAAGUAGGGAGAUUAAUAUCUGCAUAAGAUUUUAGAUGCAUUUUUAUAGUUAUUCUUUAUUAAAUAUGUUUGUGAAAAAUGAAUCAUUUUGCUAGUCAUUGUAUAGAUAUUUCAAACAUGAUGCAUAAUUUAUAUAAGCAAGGGAAUAGUUAUUUACAAACUUGUUUUUUGUAUGGUCUUAUAACUUAUACAUGUACAAAUUCAGUUGGUCAAUUUAUUUAAUGAAUAGGAUAUAUCACCACAGUAUUUAUGUUACUUGAUUAUAUUUUAGCUGUGCCUCAUGCAUGUUUUACAUUGCUUUGAUAGUAAAUAGCUAAAUAGUGCUACAGUGUAUUGCACGGAAUUUGUGAAAAUAAAUGUUUAGGCAAAGAAAGA
This is a messenger RNA of Lingula anatina, 2848 nucleotides long. Its product is annotated as stAR-related lipid transfer protein 5. Gene Ontology annotation, molecular function: lipid binding. NCBI's taxonomy places the organism in Eukaryota, Metazoa, Brachiopoda, Lingulata, Lingulida, Lingulidae. The record is from RefSeq and is a predicted model, not a curated record.